AACAACGGAAGGCCAUCUUGAGUAUUAUUGACAACCUCUCAGGGGUUGGUGAUCUUGUCUAUCCCGUUCCUUUCACUGUUUUAUUCCUUUUCUCGACGCUCUUUAGAACCCGUUUUACCUUUUCUUUUUGUCGGAUUUUAUUGAUACGGAUUCUUUUCUUCUGUGACGCGCCGUCAUGGCACCCAAGUUCAAGGAUGGGGAUGCCGUCGUGGCUGUUAAUGGCAAAUGGGUCUCAUGGAGUCAUACUGUUGUCGCGUAUGCGGCCUUCUUCAGCGCGCUUGUCGUCGGGAUGAGUCUGCACUUCCACAAGAUCGUCCAAAACGAGCAUUACGGCUACCCCGACGAGUGGUUUCCCUCGGUAUCGGCAACAAUUGGCGAUCGAUAUCCAGAGCGGUCCGUCUUCCAGGUCUUUAUUGCGAUCACGUCGGGUCCCCGGUUUGCCCUGGUCUUCCUGUGGUACAUCCUCACGGCGCGUCCUAACUCGGCGCUCCCCAAGAUCGUGGCGGGCACAGGAAUCUUCCGCACGCUCAUGUGUGGAGGCUGGACAUAUGUAACCUCGACCGAUGACCAUGACUGGCAUGACAUUUUCAUGAUUUCCUACCUUGUCGCCACCUUGCCGUGGACUCUGGGCUGCCUGGCUCUAAGCCCCAACAACCGCCGUGCCGUGAAGUAUCGCAAGAUCAUGGCUAGCUUGUUCUUCGGUACCCUGGUACCUUUGAUCUAUUAUUUCAUUCAACACAAAGUCCACAAGGUUGCUGGCGCUUACACCCGGUAUGCGUUUUUUGAGUGGUCUCUCAUCCUGUUUGAUGUGGGAUUCGAUGCGAUUACCGCAAUUGAUUUUGAAGGGUUUGAGCUGGUGGUCCGGGAUGUCAAAGGCGUCAGUCGAGGACAGUUGAAGACCACCGCGGAUGCUGUUCUCGAAAAAGAGAAGGGAAAGCCCGUGGGCAACACUUUUGGCGAGGGCUUUUUCUGGUCCGAGAUCACCGAUGCUGCUGCUGAUGUCUACAAUGGGUUCGUCUUUUGGUCCAUUCUUACCAGUCUGGGUGUUCAAAUUUGGUACUUCCCUCUUUGGUCGAUGGGUAUCUCUGGAUAUGAGGUGGUGCUUCUGAGCUGCAUCGCUCCAUUCCUGCUCGCCAUUCCUGGGCUCAGGUCCCUUGCAACAAAGAACACUCGCAUUUUGCAUCUCCUGUCUCUGGCCGGGUUGCUCGCCUAUAAAGUACAAGAACCGGCCAGUCGAUUGCUCGUAACCGGCUUCGCCGUUUCCACGACAUGUAUCGCUUGGUCGGCUACUUUCUUCGGGGAAAGAGGACAAGCCGCUCGCCUGGACGCUCGUAUCCUUGCAUGGGCCGCGGGUUUGACCAUGUCCAGCAUCGCCAAAUUCGCUUGCCGAACCAACAAUCCGAUUUGGCCAAUCAUGCAUGCCGAAAAUGGUGGUUGGAACAAGUUAGGUAUUGCACUCGCUGUGUUUGCCAUUCUCCGUUCCACCCGGCGGUCCGCAACUCCUGGAAGUGACUACCUUCCCUCGACUGGCAAGAAGGGCUCUCCCGUUCUGGCUGGUCUUGGAAUUGGAGGUCUCAUCUUCGCCAUGCAUUCUCUCUUGUCUGACUCCAGCACCAUGAUCGCUUGGGUCUGGGAAGGAUACCCGAUUCGGGGUCCCAUCGCUGUGCCUCAUGGUGCAGUCACCAUCUUCGCAAUGGGUGCCGGGCUCGUAUAUGGAGUCUUCAACCCACGCUUGGCUGGAAGCUGGACGGCCUUUGGCCUUGGGUCCAUCGGGGCCGCCUUCCUCACUUGUUACAGUCACUGGACGGGCUUUUAUGGCGGUCUCGUGCUCACGUUCUACCUCCUCGCUGUGACCCCGGUUCUGAUUUCAUCUGCGGUCCGCCAUUCACCCGCGGUUACCUUCGGCCUAGGAUUUCUUGCUUAUGUGUUCUUGGUCCUGUUCCACGUCUGGGUGGUUGCGUACGCUUUCGUUCCAGGUGGUCCCCUUGUCCGGGAACAUACCGAUUGGCUUAUGACCACGAUGAUGUUGCUUCUCGGCGCUGGUGUUUUCUCGGCGUCUGUUUCGAACUCUGGCCCGACAAAGCACAAGCCAGUCAAUCCUAACAGCAAGAGAACCAAGUCUUACUACGUGUACGUCCUGGCCGCUCUGCAGCUUCUUUCGGUGUCGAUUGCGUAUUUGCGUUUCCCAACCAACGACUACGUCCCCUACCACAAGGAAGACAAGGUUGCCACCGUCGGUAUCUGGACGAUCCACUUUGCUUUGGACAACAACAUGUGGUCCUCCGAACGACGGAUGCGGGAUGUGAUCAAGGAGCUCGAGCUGGACGUCAUCGGUCUCCUCGAGUCGGAUAACCAGCGGAUUAUCAUGGGUAACCGGGAUGCUACGCAGUUCCUCGCCGAGGAUCUGGGCAUGUACGUGGACUUUGGCCCUGGGCCGAACAAACACACCUGGGGCUCGGCGCUUCUCUCCAAGUUCCCGAUCGUUAACUCAACCCACCACCUGCUGCCUUCUCCCGUUGGUGAAUUGGCACCGGCCAUCCACGCCACCCUCGACAUGUAUGGGGAAAUGGUAGAUGUGGUUGUUUUCCACUCCGGUCAAGAAGAAGACCCGGAGGAUCGCCGCCUCCAGACCGAGUACCUGUCCCAUCUGAUGGGCGACUCACCACGACCAUUGAUCCUGCUGAGUUACCUCGUCACCAAGCCCUUGGAAGGCAACUACAACACCUACGUCAGUGAAACGAGCGGCAUGAAGGAUAUCGAUCCCACCGACUGGGACCGAUGGUGCGAGUACAUUCUUUACAAGAAACUGAAGCGAACCGGCUACGCCCGAGUGAGCCGGGAUACCAUCACCGACACAGAGAUCCAGGUCGGUAAAUUCGUCAUUGGCGAACCUGAGGCGGAAGAUGAGCUUCGCGUCCCCGAGGAGACGGUGCCCCAGGGACGCCGCUUCCCAGCCAUGUUCCGAGGCCAGGGAGUCCGUGGUCAUCGCUACCACGUGUUUGACGAGCCGAGAUACUGGCAAUAAUAAUCUCUCCCAUUGCGGUGUUUGCUGUGAGUAUAGGGGGAUUGUCAGAGUCAUGAAUUUUCCCCUCUAGCUCUAUCAUUUCAAACGUAUCAUCAAUCAAUGGUUCUAAGCUGAAACUAUAGAUAUAUAUUAACCCACCUUUUUGCUUCAAAACCUGUCUUUGCUCUAUCUAAACCAAGACACUAUUUCUCUUUAAUGGAACACAUUCCAAUAGUCUAUAUUUAUCAUAAAAUUCUCAUAUUCAAACCUCGU
Messenger RNA from Penicilliopsis zonata CBS 506.65, 3277 nucleotides. RefSeq lists its product as hypothetical. The transcript is spliced from 8 exons. Gene Ontology annotation, cellular component: endoplasmic reticulum. Bases 176 to 3025 code for a protein of 949 amino acids. The record is from RefSeq and is a predicted model, not a curated record. NCBI's taxonomy places the organism in Eukaryota, Fungi, Ascomycota, Eurotiomycetes, Eurotiales, Aspergillaceae. Gene Ontology annotation, biological process: fungal-type cell wall organization; GPI anchor biosynthetic process.